GGCCCUGACGCCCUGACAACCCUGAGAGGCUGAGACACCUACCUACCUAAAGGGCAAACGCACUCGACAACCCGAAAUCGGAAUUUGGCAGAUGAACUCGCUCGCGCGUCAUCCGAGGUAGCCCGUCCAACCGACGACACACCGUCAUGGCAGAAGAACAAGGACAAGAACAAGAACAAGAAACCGUGGACGCCUCGUUUGAGUUCCUGCAAUGGCAACCCUCGUACGAGAAGCACAAGCCGUACGAAGUGUUCCUCCCGCUGGCCAGCUUCAGCAACUCUAACAACGAGAUCCCGCGGAGCAAUCUCGCGUUUGAGCCGCGCAGCGUGCGCGUGCGCAACGCCCGCGGCCGGCGCGACGUGUUCGGCCUUGACACGCACGGCUUCGAGUUUGCGCGCCACGCGAGCGCCGUCGGGGACCAGCUCAAGGACCGCAGCGCCGUGACGGCGCACUACGUGCCCGAAAUGGAAGCAUUUCUGCAGCGGCAUCUAGGCGGCGGCACUGAUGUCAGGACGUUUUGCUUCGACUUGCGGCUCAGGCAAAGCAUCGACGCGGCCGAGUUCUCGAAGCGCACCGUCAACCUCGAGGACGGCUUCGACGCGCUGCUGCCCGCCACGCACCCGCACAUUGACCAGAGCAUGCAGGGCGCAAUAUCACGCGUCCAGCGACACAUGGGCGACGAAGCAGACAGACUCUUGAAGGGCAGGGUCAGAAUUGUGAACAUUUGGCGGCCACUGGCCCUGGUCCGGUCAUGGCCCCUGGCUCUCUGCGAUGCCCGCACCGUCGACGCGAACGACCUAGUGACAUGCGACAUUGUGCGCCGGCGAUACGUGGGUGAGACGUAUUUUGGGAAAUAUAACGCGGCUCAAGAAUGGCACUACCUGUCAGACAUGGACGUCGAUGAUCUCGUCCUGGUCAAGGUCUAUGAUUCGGACCCAGACGUUCCCGCAAAGUGCUGUUUACACGCCUCCUUCGAGCUUCACGCUGGUGCCGAAUCCCAGCCUCCGGUAAGAGAAAGCAUCGAGCUCAGGAUCUUGGUGUUUACGGAAUCGUGACCGACAUAAUCCGACUGCCCCACUGACCAAACUAUAACAACCAUACAUACUUUGCCAAUCUUUAAAUG
Messenger RNA from Lasiosphaeria miniovina, 1123 nucleotides. RefSeq lists its product as uncharacterized. Gene Ontology annotation, molecular function: oxidoreductase activity. The transcript is spliced from 5 exons. The coding region runs from base 147 to 1055 and encodes 302 amino acids. The record is from RefSeq and is a predicted model, not a curated record. Lineage: Eukaryota; Fungi; Ascomycota; Sordariomycetes; Sordariales; Lasiosphaeriaceae.